Molecule: messenger RNA, 5070 nt
Organism: Sciurus carolinensis (gray squirrel)
Lineage: Eukaryota; Metazoa; Chordata; Mammalia; Rodentia; Sciuridae
Gene: Arid3a
Product: AT-rich interaction domain 3A
Exons: 10
Coding region: 589-2370 (593 amino acids)
Biological process (GO): regulation of transcription by RNA polymerase II
Cellular component (GO): nucleus
Molecular function (GO): DNA binding
Source: RefSeq, a predicted model, not a curated record
CCGCUCUCUCCCCCUCCCCAACCCCCCUAGGCUAGUUGUGAAUCGUUGGACUAGGCGAGGAGGGCUGGGGGGCGUCCGGGGAAGGGGGAGGGGGCCUCGCGAGACCCCUCCUGCGUCCCGGGCCGCGGCGCUGAAUCACCGGCGAGGGAGCAUGGGCCCGGGAGGGAAGACUGAGUCACCUGGACACAGGUGCAGACCCCUCCCUGGGUCCUCCAGCACAGCGCUGCUGCGCCCCGGCUUCCCUUGUCUGUAACACGGACCUCCUGGCUCCUCCUUUCCUGGCACCUGUGUGGCCCCAUGUGUGCCCACCUUUAUGAUCAUGACUGAUUUGGUACCCCCUUGAGCAUAGUGAACAAGGUUUCUGCACACACGUGAACGAACCCGUUGCCGCCUUCCCAGCCGGGAGCCCCCCGCCCACCACUGGCAUGCCCCACCAGCCUUCAGCCUGAGCCGGCGCCCGCCCCCGCUCCCCCCGCCACCCUGCACUGCCCCGGCUCCCCCGAGGCCCCCACGCUGCAGUGUGGCCGGGCCCCCUCCCCGCCCCCCGCCCCUGGUGCCCGGGGUGGCGGCGGCCCGGCCCGCAGGGCCAUGAAGCUGCAGGCCGUGAUGGAGACUCUGUUGCAGCGGCGGGCGCGCCAAGAGCUGGAGGCCCGGCAGCAGCCCCCACCUGAGCCCCCCGCCACACCCCUGGCCCGGGCCCGGGCCCCCCCCGACGAGGACAGAGAGCCCGAGAGCGCCCACGUGCAGCGGGCCCAGAUGGCCGCGCUGGCCGCCAUGCGUGCUGCUGCAGCAGGCCUGGGACAUCCACCCAGCCCCAGCGGUUCUGAGGACGGGCCCCCAGGCUCCGAGGACGAGGACUCUGCCCAGGAGGGGGCCCCGGGCUCCCCCACCCUGCCCGGGCAGGGCCGGGAAGGCUCGCGACACCCCGAGGGAGCGGUGCACGUGGAGGACCUGGGCUCGGAUGAGGACCUGAAACCCAAGUGGGAGGAGGAACUGGAGGAAGAAUUGGCGGACGAGGACGAGGACGAGGAUGACUACGAGGACGAGGGGGACGAGGAGGACGAGGGGCUGGGCCCCCCAGGCCCCGGGGGCCCCGGCUCUGCCGGCCUCUUUCCACACAAGGCCCAGCCGGCCCAGGCCUUCCGCGGGGACACUGCUCCCAGGGCGCUGGGCGGGCCUGAGCGACAGGGACCGGGCCCAGCCCACCCCGGAGGGGCCGCCCACUUGGGGCCCCAGCUGCAGCCGCCGCCGGACCCUGGGGAUUGGACCUACGAGGAGCAGUUCAAGCAGCUCUAUGAGCUUGACGGGGACCCCAAGAGGAAGGAGUUUCUGGACGACCUGUUCACCUUCAUGCAGAAGCGCGGCACGCCCGUGAACCGGAUCCCCAUCAUGGCCAAGCAGGUGCUGGACCUGUUCACGCUCUACGUGCUGGUGACCGAGAAGGGCGGCCUGGUCGAGGUCAUCAACAAGAAGCUCUGGCGGGAAAUCACCAAGGGCCUCAACCUGCCCACCUCCAUCACCAGCGCCGCCUUCACCCUGCGGACCCAGUACAUGAAGUACCUGUACCCCUACGAGUGCGAGAGGCGGGGCCUCAGCAGCCCCAGCGAGCUCCAGGCCGCCAUCGACAGCAACCGCAGGGAGGGCCGGCGCCAGGGCUUCGGGGGCUCGCUCUUCACCUACUCGCCCGGCGGAGCCCACGGCACACUGUCCUCGCCCAAGCUACCCGUGCCCGCCCUGGGCCUGGCAGCCAGCACCAAUGGCAGCUCUGCCACCCCAGCCCCCAAGAUCAAGAAAGAGGAAGACUUGGCCAUCCCCAUCACGGUCCCUGGCCGCCUGCCCGUGUCCCUGGCAGGUCAUCCUGUGGUGGCCGCCCAAGCCGCAGCAGUACAGGCCGCAGCCGCCCAGGCGGCCGUGGCAGCCCAGGCAGCCGCCCUGGAGCAGCUUCGAGAGAAGCUGGAAUCUGGGGAGCCUCCCGAGAAGAAGAUGGCCCUGGUGACUGAUGAGCAGCAGCGGCUCAUGCAGCGAGCCCUGCAGCAGAACUUCCUGGCCAUGACGGCACAGCUGCCCAUGAACAUCCGGAUCAACAGCCAAGCCUCUGAGAGCCGCCAGGAAUCGGCUGUGAACCUGACGGGCACCAACGGCAGCAACAGUAUCAGCAUGUCCGUGGAGAUCAACGGCAUCAUGUACACAGGAGUGCUGUUCGCCCAGCCGCCGGCCCCCACGCCGCCCUCCGCGCCCAGCAAGGGCGGCGGCAGCACCGCGGGCAGCCGGGGAGGAACCGGCGGGACCAGCGCUGGCGCGGGCGGCCAGGCGGGGCCUGCAGGACUGCCCGCGCCCCCCACCUCUACCUCAGACACCUCGCCGCCUUAGCCGCCGCCACCCGCCGCCACCGCCGCCGCCACCGCCCGAGCGCCAGGAGGGUGCGCAGCGCGGCGCGGGGAGGGCGAGGCCCAGGAAGCCAGCGACGCCAAAAAGGAAAGAAAGAGAUAUACAUAUAUAAAUAUAUAUAUAAAGCAAAUUUAAUAAAACAGGGAGAACCAAGGAACACUGACUGUCUCAGGUUUCAGACACCGAGGCUCGCGAGGACCACGGAGGAGACCGCCGCAGCCCGCUGACCUGCGCCCUCCGCGCCCGCCUGCGUUGAGUGAGACCCCCGAGCCAUAGCCACUGAAUUUUUUUUUUUUCCUGUUGCUUUGGAAACUUUUUUUUUUUUUUUUUUAAGAAAUAGCAACAUUCAAACUAUAGGUUUUUAAAAGGUUUCCGGAUUUGUAAAUAUCCUAUUUUAUUCUUGGGGGGGCCAAACUUUAGGAAAAGGAAUAUCUAUAUAUCUAUAUAUCUAUAUAUUUGUGUUCAUUCAGGGAAACGGACUUGAAAGCAAACACAGCAACCGCGUAAUGACGUUGUAUCUCCCAGGGACCCUCCUGCUCGCGCCCAUCCUGUGGCGUACCUGCUGUUCGAGGCCCACUUGGGGUUCCCCCAACACCCUCUCUGGUGCUGGCUCCAGCUGCCGGGCCUCAAUUCAGGGACCUGGGAAUCUUAACCAGGAUGUAGAAAGGGCCUGGAGCGUGGGAGGGGGCUUCACGGUGGCAGCCCCCAGGCUCCUGUCUCAGGGACUAAUACGCUGGACUCUUGCCUAGAAGGGCUACUUUUGGGGACUAUCGAUGUGGGGGAACGGGGUAAAGCCGGGCCCAGCUCAGGGUGAGGAAUUUGGGGCCACGGAUCCCCAGCACCGCACCCCCACAUUCUCAUCUUUCCUUUGUCUUCUCUUCACCCCUUUUGCAAGGGGCUGGGGUUCCCCGCAGUUCUGCAGCGACGGUAACUAAACAGAGGCCCUGAAGGACCUUGCCCCCUACCCAGGUCAGUGGGUGUUGGCAGAGCUGGGCUUCAUUUCCGCCAUGGCCACUGGGGCAGAAACUCAUGGUCCCCAGCCUGGGUUUGGGGAACACUUUUGGGCCAGAGCUCAGCUCACUAUCAUGUCUGGAGGCCAGCGUAGCAGGGAGCAACCAGGCUGUGCCCAGGUGAGCUUGGGAUCGCUAAUUGGGCCCGGGGCACCCGACCUAAUGGGCAGGGAGGAGCUGAGGCCUCCCAGGCUGGCCCACGGGGCUCCUGGCCCCACCCAAGUCCUCUCCUGUCUUUGGGGAGGGAACCCCUUUCUUCCCAGGUCUCAGGGCCUCCAACAUGUCCCCCACCCUUCCAGGAGGGAUGGGGCCUCCAGAGCUUUUCUCCGCUUUUCUUCUGGAAGGUUCUGCCUGCUGCGCCUUGUAGGCAGGCGUCUUUGCCGCACAAUCAUUCCUGGGAGUGGGGGUCUUUUUGUCCCAGGACUCAAUCUUGCCCCCCUCCAAGAACCAUCUGGACUCUGUCCAAAAUCUGCCUCCCUCAGCCUCCUGGCCAUGGCUCUGCAGCCAGCUGCCUUGGGGGCUCCAACCCCUUGUCCUACACUAGGGUCCUGUACGGGCAGUGUCCACUGCACAUUUCUUUCUACCUCAGGUCUGACUUUUGAUGCCAAAAACUGGCCCGGCUGUCUCCCAGGUACUCAGCAUGCCGGCCUGGCCCUGGCCCUGGCCCUGGCCUCUGGCAGCUCGGGAAGGGGCCAGGGCCACUUCCACCAGCCCCUCAGAUGGUGCAUGUGUUGUGUGCGUGUGGGGACCCACUGCGGUGUGUGGAGGUCCAGCCUUGCACCAGGCUGGAUCCUGACUCAGGGGAUUUGGCCCUCGGCUGCUCAGUGAUUGUAGGACACGGGGACCUGACUGGUCAUGGAAAUGGGAGUCUGUGGGACCCCAUGUCCCAACAGGCAGAGGCUGUGGGCCCAGAGCAGCCUGCCUGUCUCCUGGCCAGUCUGCUGGUGGGAGUUCCAAGGAGUGUCUUUCUGGGGCACAGCUCAGCACCCCCUUGUGCAAACAGAUGGAAAGGGCCACCCAUCCAGGCCUGAGGGACCUGGGUGUGUGCACUGCCCACUGGCAUUGUGGGUCUUGGGCAGGCGCAGUGCUGGGCAGGGCUGUCCUCGGCACUGUGGGAUGGGCGGCGGGGUGGGGGACGCUGGGUCGCUGCUGGAGCUGCGGCUGUGCAGUUGGCUCUCCCACCGUUUCGCCUGCCUUCCCUCAUGUCUUUCCCUUGAGUUUUUGACUUUUGCAUUUUUCCUUGGCAAACAUGAACUCAGUCUUUCAUUCUUCAUGUUCAAAAUUUCAGCUUCUCUGGGGCUUGUCAGAGGGCGUGCAGAUCACGCCCGAACUCAGGUAAAGGGGAAAAACUUAAAAAAAAAAAAAAAAAAAAACCAUAAACUGCUGUCUACCUCUGGCUGGGCCCCUGUCACCCGCGGCCAGGGCAGGGUGGCCUGCGUCCCUCUCAGUUUUUGCAGAACAUUCAGGUAUUAAAAGGAAAAAAAAGUAAAAUAAAAAAAUAAAAAUAUAAAUAAAAAGACCAAAAAAAUAAAGUGUGAUUUUGAAAUUUAAAAGAACACUGAAAGUUUACAUUUUAUAAUAACAUUAUUAUGCAGAUUGUAUUUAAACUUCAGAAAUAUUUAAGACAAUUGUAACCAUGUAAAGCUGAUGAGAUAUUAAAACAAGACAAACU